CCUCCCUCUAUCGACAACACUUUAAACCACGUGACCUGUGUUUACAUCCUCUCCUCAGUUAUUUCUUUCUUCUUCCACCUCGACACAACAGCUCUCCAUUACUACUUUACCUUUCCACCCGGUCCAGGCUCACCAGUUAGCCCAGUAAACCGGUAGUUAGCCUCUAACUGGAGGCUGUUAACGGCUGAAAGUGACUGACCGUCGCAGUGCACAGAGCAUCCAGUAACAAGGAGUGAGUUAAUGCGACACGGCAUUGUCACUUGCUGCGCGGACAUGACCGUAGUCUGAACUGACGCUUGAGGAGUCACAGCGGCAGCAUCCUUCAGGUCAGCCGUUCAUCUCCAUGCCACUGUGAGGAGGAAUCACUCAUCCUGAGUACGAGUUCGGCCCUUGUGUUUCUCUUCUCUUUUCACCAUGGGGGGAGCCGUGAGCGCCGGGGAGGACAAUGACGACCUCAUUGAUAAUCUGAAGGAGGCUCAGUAUAUUCGCACAGAAAAAGUUGAACAGGCUUUUCGGGCCAUAGACCGUGGUGACUACUAUCUGGACGGCUACCGGGACAGUGCCUACAAAGACUUGGCGUGGAAGCAUGGCAACAUCCACCUGUCUGCUCCGUGUAUAUACUCCGAGGUGAUGGAGGCCCUCAAACUACAGCCUGGACUUUCUUUCCUCAAUCUGGGCAGCGGAACUGGCUACCUGAGCACAAUGGUGGGCCUUAUCAUAGGGCCAUUUGGUGUGAACCACGGAGUUGAGCUCCAUAAGGACGUGGUCGAAUAUGCCAGAGAGAAACUGGAUGACUUCAUAAAGAACAGUGACAGCUUUGACAAGUUUGAGAUCUGCGAGCCUGUCUUUGUGGUGGGGAAUUGCCUUGAAAUUUCAACAGACAGUCACCAAUACGAUCGCAUCUAUUGUGGCGCAGGAGUGCAAAAAGACCAUGAAAAUUACAUGAAAGUACUGCUCAAAAUUGGAGGCAUUCUGGUGAUGCCAAUAGAGGAUCAGCUGACCCAAAUAACCAGGACUGGCCAGUGCACAUGGGAGAGCAAAAACAUCUUGGCGGUGUCCUUUGCCCCCUUGGUCCAGCAGAGCAGAGCUGAUGGAGAGAAGCCUGACACUGUCCAGCUGCCCCCAGUGACUGUCCGCAGCCUUCAGGAUCUGUCUCGGAUCUACAUCCGCCGCACUCUGAGAAACCUGGCCAACGAGAACAGUCAGGGGAAAGGGAUGGUGCAAAGAGUUCCCCAGAAGCGCAAACGCAGACGCUGCCGACGGCGACGCAUCAACACCUACGUUUUUGUAGGCAACCAGCUGAUCCCCCAAAUGGUGGAGAGCGAGGAGGAGGAGCAUGCAGAGGAAGAACACAAGGAGGUGGAGGAGGAGGAAGAAAGAGACAUUGGCGACAUUGAAAUCUUCAAGCAAGUGAACAUGUUGAGAGACCAAAUAAUGGCUUUACCGCUGCCUGAGUCACUGAAAACAUAUUUGCUGUAUUACAGAGAGAAAUGACUAAUUAACUCCAUUUCCACUCUUAACGGGUGAGGCGCCUGCUGAAAUGCUUUUCUUCACCCUUUUCAGUACAAAUGUAGCAUUAUUUCCAUUAAAUCUUGAUGGCAAAACUGUAAUAGAAAGAGACGUCAUAGAUAAUAUUGGAUAAUAAUGUUAUGAUUGUCGCAAAUUGUUAGUUUUUGCUGACAUUUUCUUUUGAUUUGUAUAUCAAAAUAACAAUGUAAAAAGUAUACUAAAUGGACAUAGUUUCAGACACCCAUUUUGAGAUUCAGAUUUUAUCACAAUAUCAGGAUUUCUGCAGGAAUUUGCAGAUGAAAACAAUUGUAUAAAAGUUCUUAUUAUAUUUGUUAAAAUAUGAUCAUGCUAUGAUGAAGACUUUUACUGCAGCCUUUUUAGAAGCUUUAACUUACAAUCAGUGUAUGGUGAUUAAAUGAUCACCAGAAAAGACGCAAAAGACACUGAGAGGCAAAUAAGGCCAUAUCCUCCCAUUCUGAGUUACAGGUAUACUCUGCAGGAAGUGACGGUUGGUAAGAGAGAUGUCAAUGGAGGGUUUACUACACAUUAAUUUUUUUGUUGCGGCCCACCAUGAUAACAACAACUGCCGCAAAGUGUUAUUUACUGCACCACACUCUAGGAGCGCAGAGCGUACUCGGGGCAUAAAGGGGGCAGCAGAAUGCCAGAUGCAGUGUAAAUUAAACUUAGCUGAUUUCUCUGAGUCUCUAAGUUUGCACUCCCUCGCCUCAUCAAUCAGUCUGAUCUGAUCAGAUCAGCUGCGAUUGGGUCGACUGAUCACUUUUCCACUCUGCCAGAAAAAAAAAGUUUCAUGUAGAGUUCCACCAGUGCUGCGUUCACUGACCCGCAAAAACGUCCGAAUUUAGAGGAUAUACACACACGCGCACAAAAACAAACAGAAAGUUUGCUUCGUUAAUCAGUUUACCACAGAGAAUAUUUUUGACUAGAUCUGCAUGUCAGACUGAAGGUAAAUUUGCUGCUAUUGACGCUAUUCAUUCGGCAAUUACCACAAGUAAUAUCAUCCCUACCCAAAAGCGCUGCUUUGGAAACAUUUUGCUCACCCUCCGGUUUCCCCUUCGAAACGGCGUUACAAGCAUUAAUCACAGAUUGAGUAGCAUCACUAGCUUGUUCCAUUGGCUAACCAGUGAAGACUGGAGGGUGAGCAGCUGGCACCGUUUCUGCAUGUUAAAGUGGCUACCCAGCUGUCUGUCAGCAAAGCCAACAGAAAAUGAACUAAAAGGCAUGACAUCUACAAAACCAAACAUUAAAAUUUCACCACCUUUAAAUGGAUAGCGCUUUAAAAUGCAGCAAACUAAAAGGAGUUACUGGUUAAUUUGUGUCCGAUUACCCAAAGCAAAACUGACAUCCCUGGUUUAUAAAACAACAUAUUAACUCGGCCUCUCCUCCCUACACUGCAGACAACUGAACUACUGUACGAAUGUUAUAUUUGUUGUAAUGGAAAAAGCAGAUACUUUUGCGAUCUAACUAAGCUAAGCGCCAGCAUCUACUUGCCCACCAAAAAACAGACCAACUCCACUUCGCCCUUUAUCCCCAUCCACUCCUGUGAAAGCCAACUGCACAAUACUUUAACUUUGAAAUGAACUUUUGUCUUCUUGCAUCUCACCUCGCUAUAUUUGCUUUUUUUCGGUGCUGUGUCCACAAUUUUCGUCGUUUCCUCUGAUAUGCAUGCUGCUACUAUCUGGUUGCUACCUUUUUAUAAAGUCCCAUGCACUGUGCCCAUGAACAUCUGACCACAGCAAAAUAAGAAUAAAAUAGUGAAAUACACGCAGAGCGAUACAGCCACACACUUCUUGUGUGUCAUAACUCAGUACAUUUACAUGAUGCUGGAGAAAGUAGAAUCAUUGUGUUAGUACGUCUAAAACUGGACUUUUAACAUGAAUGUAAACAUGUUAGUCCAACUUAAUCAUACUAAGCUGAUUUCUCUGAGACGGACUAACAAAUCUAGAUAUUGCAGAUGAGAGGUCAACUGUCUCUCAUGUGUACGCCUAAACCGGAGCUGAACUGGCCCAAGCGUUCUGCACAUGCUCCAUAGCUCCUUUACUGGGCUUUGACCCGGAAGCUGAAUAGCUCAAAUUUGCAAAAGAAAGCCGUGAAGAACAAACAAAGCAGAAGGGAAGAAAACAAAACAAGACCAACGAAUCAACAAAAAGUAGCUGAGUACAUACCAAAUGUACAGCACCGAAAAGUUUGCCAUUUUUUCACCAUUUAACAUGCAACCUGUGUGCUGCUAGCUAAAUUGUUUGGUGUGUUGCUGUGUUAAAAUGAAUUUGAGAGCUCGUAGUUACGACACAGGAAGCCGUGCACACAACAUGCUUGGACUUCAAGUUGCUAGGCAACAGCAACAUGGAAGUUACUGUCGGUGUCUAGGGCCCACCGAAGCUAAUGAGUCAUAUAAUUCAGGAUAUGUAAAGGUAUCGGUUCAGAGGAGAAGAUGAGAAUUACGAAUUACGAUGAGACUCUGUACGACUAAAAUGAUUAUAUAUUAACUGCGCCUUCGCCAUUGCUGAAAAUGUCAGCAAACACAUCACAACUUGUCAACUCGGAGCUGACGGAAAAUAUCUACUCACAAGGUCAUAAAUACCACAUGAGGGGUUGUUCAUAUGGACUCAUGUCGUGUACACAGUAACACAACCCCGAAUGAUCACAUCAUCUGACGUAAUAAGUCAACCAGAAGAUGAUCCAAUAACAACUAGCUGAAAGAAGGCAUAUCACGACCCACCGUGGCGGAGUUAGACACACCUCUGUCAAUAAAUCGAUUCUCCCCCGGUGCUCGUAUACUGGUACAACGGAGCUGUAACUGUUGCUCGACUUAACUGUGCAUGUAAACGUACUGAGUGAUGAUUGAGAGGGAUUACUUCUCUAUGAGUCUAUACAUUGUUCCAUAGGAAAAUCCUGCACAGUAUACCUUCCUAAAAGAGUAAGACAUUCUUGCAGAAUCAUGAAUUGUCUUUACUCUUCUUGAUAUUUCGUUUUCGUUUUUUGUACCUUCUUAUAACAAGAGAUCAUACAGAGAGUAGAAUCAUUUUUUCUACAGGGCACCUUUUAAAUGUAACUUUUUCUACCAGGUGUUUGCAUACUCGUUUCCUCACUUUGCAUAUGAGUAGCUGACAUCCUACUUGAUAAUGAAGAGGUGUUGUAGGCCCUCUCCUCUCCGUGGUUUCCCCUUCCAUUUUUGGUGCAAAUAGUAUAUCGAUUAAUCAUAUCAGAGGUUUGAUGAUGGGUGUUAAGUGGUGGUUCAGCUUUGUUUAAGAGGAAACUGCUAAAGGGGAGUUGUUUGUCAAUAAUGCAUGAAUAUACUGUAUAUGUGUUGGGUGUUCCUGACUUUACUUCACAUCUUAUGAUUGGUCACUGGAAGUGAUGUCCCAAGUGAUCAAGUGCGGAAAUGUUUGGAGAAAAAAAAAACGCAUUUGAAGAAUAUUAAUCAAUUUGAUGGCCUUGAGACAAAUCUUAAAUCCUGUAUAGUACUGCUUUUUUAAUCAACAGCAAUGCAAAUCAGAAUCACUGAGGAUUUUGAAGCCUUUUAUACCCUGGACUGUAGAAGUGUCCAACAAAGCACCUUAACUCUGCAGUCCUCAAGAGAAAUUUGUUUCGUGGACUGUUGUAAAUCAAAGUACAAUUUGCUUGCAGAACAUCCCUGAUAGUGAUGGCUUUUAAGUGCCAACGUACCCCAUCACAUUAGGACUUCUGCAAGCUUUCUGGCACAUUAAAUUCACCCAAACGAUGGUAUAUUUCUACAAAAACAUUCCAAGGGGAAAAAAAAGAAAACAGCACAUCACUGAUAGAUGUCACACUUUUUCUUCAUGCUUUACGACUUUGGAGAUUUCGUUCAUCUUACUUUGAAUGCAUCAUUUAGUAUUCCAAAAGCUGAGUUGAAUGUUGUUGAUAUUAAUUCUAUUCAAUAUAAAGGUGAUAUAUAUGUAUUAUCAUAUGAUUCUGCAUACAGUUUAAUUUGGUUUGUUGUAGCGCCCUCUUGCUGUACUGUAUCUUGACACUGGGAACUCUGUAGAUCAAAACUCCACUGCUGUCUGUUUAAUAGAUAAGAUAUAUUAGUGCUAUAGGUCUUCAUUUUGUUAUAGUGUAAUGAAAAAUAUUUUGUUUGAAAACAGGAGUGAUUAUUCUAUUAGUAGUUUUUGUGUGUGAAGAGGUAUCAUUUAUUUUUAUGUAAGGUUUUAUUUUUUGGGUUUUUUUUUUUUUUUUACAUCCAUCGGACAGCUUUGCAAGUAAGCAAUAAUGGAAUCAUUUCUCCGCUCAUAAUUACCAAUAACGGCAUAGUCCCAUUUGAUUUGCGUAGUAUCCAUUAAAAUUGUCAUGAGCAAUUACAGGAAUGCAAAAGUUUAUAUACCAUUAUCUAAAAUAUAAUUGCUAAUUAGAGAGCACAUUAAGUAUAGAAAGCAGGGGACCUACAACCUCGACUCUCAGGUCACGCCUUGCACCAAAGUUAAUGGGACUGCUGUGAUUACGUUUAAUGUGGACGAGAUUCGACUACAAAAAUGGCACCCGGUAAAGACCAAGUCAUAAUCAAUUCUGUGCUUUUAUAUUAAGUUAAUCUGUUGAGAGCCAAAAAAACAGUUCUGUUACUGUUUUUAGGUUGACUUCUCAUAGUGUGUGCAGUUCAUCUUGAAAAUGUGUUGUUUCUCCGUAAAUGUUUGGCACAAAAAUAAAGGUCACAAUCACA
Messenger RNA from Plectropomus leopardus (leopard coralgrouper), 6202 nucleotides. It is a transcript of the gene pcmtd1, whose product is annotated as protein-L-isoaspartate (D-aspartate) O-methyltransferase domain containing 1. Gene Ontology annotation, cellular component: cytoplasm. Gene Ontology annotation, biological process: protein modification process. Lineage: Eukaryota; Metazoa; Chordata; Actinopteri; Perciformes; Serranidae. The record is from RefSeq and is a predicted model, not a curated record. Gene Ontology annotation, molecular function: protein-L-isoaspartate (D-aspartate) O-methyltransferase activity.